AUCUUCAGGGCUUUACACAGUAUGGCCGGCGAUAUUAGCUAGCACUCGCUAACGGUAUUCUCUGCAAAAGGGAAGACGGAAACCUAAAAACAACACCUGGAUUGCUUAAAGGACUGUACCUCAAUCUAUAAUAACUAUUAGAGGAAGGUUUAAUUAAGCUUGAAAACGUUACGACCUACGUUUUAUAUUUUUUGUUGGGUGUCUGUUGUCUCAUAAUGGAGGAUAACGGUGCACAUUUCUUCGAGGGGACCGAGAAGCUAUUGGAGGUGUGGUUCUCUCGGCAGGAUGAGACCAAAGGAACCGGGGACCUCCGCACCAUCCCAAGGUUUGAGUGGGACAAACUUCUGGAGAAUGUGCAUUGUUUGAUCAUUAGUGUGACAAAGACUGACAAGCAGGAAGCUUAUAUACUCAGUGAGAGUAGCAUGUUUGUCUCCAAGAGACGUUUCAUUUUGAAGACAUGUGGAACCACCCUCUUACUGCAAGCACUGGUGCCUCUGCUGGAGCUCGCCCGGGAGUACUGCGGCUUUGAUACCAUCGAGAAUUUCUUCUACUCCCGCAAGAACUUUAUGAAGCCAACUCAUCAAGAGUUCCCUCAUCGGAACUUCCAGGAGGAAGUGGACUUUCUCAGCCAGAUUUUCCCAAAUGGUGCUUCCUACUGCAUGGGACGCUUGAACUCGGACUGCUGGUAUCUGUUCACCCUGGACCUACCAGACUACUGGGAGAACAAGCAUGCCGAUCAGACGCUGGAAGUUCUGAUGAGCGACCUCGAUCCAGCCAUUAUGGACCAGUUCUACAUGAAAGACGGUGUUUCUGCAAGUGAGGUCACUCGUAUGAGUGGAAUUCGUGACCUGGUACCAGGUUCAGUGAUCGACGCCACAAUGUUCAACCCUUGUGGAUACUCAAUGAAUGGAAUGAAGACUGACGGAACGUACUGGACCAUCCACAUCACGCCGGAGCCGGAGUUCUCCUACGUCAGCUUCGAAACCAACCUCUCCCAGACGUCCUACGACGAGCUGAUCAGGAAGGUGGUGGAGGUGUUCAAGCCGGGGAAGUUCGUGACUACUCUUUUCGUCAACCAGAGCUCCAAGUGUCGCAGCGUCUUCUCCUCGCCCCAGAAAAUGGAGGGCUACAAGCGCCAGGACCGGCAGCUGGCCCAGUUCAACGACUACAACUUCGUCUUCACCAGCUACACCAAGCUCCGCCAGCAGAACACGCAGAGCUGAGGGUGGAGGAUGAUGAGGAAGCCCCAGCCCCUCCCCC
Molecule: messenger RNA, 1260 nt
Organism: Menidia menidia (Atlantic silverside)
Lineage: Eukaryota; Metazoa; Chordata; Actinopteri; Atheriniformes; Atherinopsidae
Source: the annotation of a GenBank genome assembly